Molecule: messenger RNA, 2041 nt
Organism: Schistosoma curassoni
Lineage: Eukaryota; Metazoa; Platyhelminthes; Trematoda; Strigeidida; Schistosomatidae
Source: the annotation of a GenBank genome assembly
ACAUUUGACUUUGUCUUUUAACCCUUUCCGUAAUUGUGGUUUAUGUGAAGAUUAAGUGAACAUGAUAUUUUAAAAUCCUACGAAGCCAAACUAUCACAAAACUUAUCGUUUUUGACUUUGGUGACUUAAUACCUAUCCUUGCACAUUUUAUUGAGGUUGAGCCUCUCAAACAUAACAUGAAAUCUGAUUCUUAAUGUCUGGUUGGUCAGUAAAAGAUGCUACCUUAUUUCGACUAUCAAUUUCGUGUUAUCAUAAUUGGUGAUAGUAUGGUUGGAAAAUCCUCCUUAAUGAAAAGUUUCGUAGAAGGGAAUUUCACUCCUGUUUCAGAUCCCACUAUUGGAGUUGAUUUUUUCUCACGAACUGUUCGAAUCCAAGAGGAGGUCUUCGUUAAGUUGCAAUUAUGGGAUACUGCAGGUCAAGAAAAGUUUAGAACAAUAACUUCGUCUUAUUAUCGCAAUUGUGUUGGUGUUGUAGUUGUGUUCGAUCUUACUGACAGAGAGACAUUUGACCAUGUUACUGAUUGGUAUGAAGAAGCUCGUGGUUCAAUUAAGUGCUCUGCUCCCGUGUUUAUAAUAGUUGGUCAUAAAGCUGAUCGUCGUGAUGAAAGACAAGUCACCAAAAUUGAAGCAGAGUCUCUUGCACAGCGACUUGGUGAUUAUAUCUACAUUGAGACAUCUUCACUUACUGGCCAAAAUAUUGAGAAAACUUUUGAACUACUAGCUGAAGGCAUUUACUCCAAUGUUAUUAAAGGAAGUUACAAUGAGGUUAGUAUGUUUCCAAUAAGUUUAAGAUAUUUUUCAUUUGUUUGUUUUUGGCCCCUGAAUGUUGAUAAAAACUUUCUCAUUCUGUUUUGUCUGAUCUACCCGGAAUAUACAAAUGCUAAAAAGAAUCUCAUGUCCCGAAGGAAUUUCACUGGAAAAAGUUAAUGUAGAAAAUUAUGCGCAGGUGGUGUUUGGGAUGGUGUUAAACAAGGACAUAAUGCAGCAUUGGCUGCUUCUUUAGCAAGUAGAUCAAUACAAUUUGAUCGAAAUGAACCGAAACCUUAUGGUGAUUGUUGUUAAAUUAUUAAAUAAAUGUCUAUUUGCAUUCUACACAGUUGACAUAUGCAUUCGUUUCUUAAAAUGUGUGAAUAAUCUCUUUUUGAUUCUAUAAUUAUUAAAGAAACUUGAUCAUUAUAUUCAUUAAUUAUCCUAUGCUUAAUCAACUAAUACAUUAAUUUGACUUAAUUCUAUCAAGAAAGCUAAUAUUCUUUAUUUUUACUGUUUAUUUUCUUUGGUAAUUUUACAUAAUAAUAUGUAUUAUUGGUAAUCAUUAUUCAUUAUGUUUCAUAAAUAUCUCUUAUAUUUCUCUUCACUGUGUCUCUUUCUUUCUUUCUUUUCUUUCUUUUUUUCGAUUUUAACAGAAUCAUGUAUACUUUUUGAUAUUUUUCACUUUUGUCUUUGUAUGUUUUAACAUAUUGGUGCUUAUUUUAUUAAUAUUCCAUUCAAACUCCCUAUAGUAAGUGUGUGGGUUAUGGUUGUGUUGAAUAUAGAGGAUCUAUUGAAUGAACUGUGUUUUAGUAUUGAAUCACUUAUUUAAUGAAUCCAUCCAUUUAAUUUAUAUACUUAUAUAAUUAAUCUUUUAUUUGUAUGAAUUUCAUUUUUAUCUGUCUUACAGGUUAUUUUUAUGUUUCAUUUUUUAUUUUGUAAAUUUUCUGAUUUAAUUAAUUGAGAUAAAUUUGGUUAGUUUCAUUAUUUAUGUUAUUGUUUUUUACUUUGUCAAUAUUUGUUGUUCAGUGCUUUUUAUUUUUUUCUAAAAUUAAUUUAAGAAAUCAAAUGUACGUUUCUCGUAACUUAUAAUCGAAGACAUUUAAGUAUACUAUACUACGUAUGCGAUACAUUAUGGCUGGAGAAUGCAACAUUUGUAGUGUAAUUUCUUCGUGUCCCUGUUCCGGUAUGGUGGGACAAGUAAGUAAGUAAGCAAUAAUGAGGUUGUACGUGAGAUACACUAGGUAAAAGUGGGAGAUCAACUGAUGCAGGUGAGGUGAUUAAGAUAUAUUACG